UUCUCGGGACCGGCUACUUGUUUGUCAGGUUUUGAGCGUCGCUGUUUAACCGGCUUUAACCCGGUGAUAUUUAUAUUAUUUUCGAGUUUAAUUUACUUUUUCGAUAUUUUUGAUAAACUCGUGCGCAAACCCAAUCGCGUCUGUUAUAUAAAGGUCAUCGUCUCACUUUCUCUCUCUCCGCGUUCCACUAAUAAAGUGAAGCGUCUCCCUCGUGUGCUACUCCGCUUCAGGAUUUUCCCGAGAAAAGUUUCAGCGAGAAAAUUUCUGACGUAACUUGCGUUCUUUGACGGAAGGCGUGAAUCAAUUUAGAAAAGCCAUUGUUACAGAAAGUAGAAUCUAUCCAGAUUUUCUCUGCCUCAUAUAGGAAUUUUUUUCCAAUGGAGGUGAAAGUAGCUUCCACUUCUACCUUCCUUCAAUUCGCGGCUCAUCCUUCUUCCUCUUCCCCUUCUCAAACACUAGCUUCCGGGGCCAUAUCAACCCCUUCAAGACGACGGAGCACCACCGUACACGAUGGACGGUUUCUAUCAUGUCGUUUCGUGAACCGUUCGUCUCUCUUCGGAUCUCCGUCGACGAAGCUCCACCGUUCCAAAUCCUGCGAGCUAUGGGAACCAUCUAGACCAACCAAAUCCCAGUCGAUUCGAAGAGUUUGCAGCGCGAGCUUAGGUCCCUUCUCCGAUGAGGAGUUUUCGAAAAAAAUCCAGGAGCUAACUCUCAGAUUCAAUGUCUCCGAGGACGAAGAUAGAGUUACGAACAGCGAUUCCGAUCUGAUGAUAAUCCACGAUCAUAGUUACACCUCAAUGGAGAAACCUAAUUUACUAAUUCGAGAUUCAAUCGAGCCGCCAUGGCACGAGACGGUGCAUUUCUCGAGCAUCGAAAUGAAAGCAAACAGCGUCGAUCUUCCUCUCUCGCUUCGGAUCAUAAAGAAGAAGCGAAGACAGUGGGAAGAAGGAGCUAAACAAGCCGGAGAAUCCGCGUGUGGCUCGAUGAACAAAGCCUUCUCGUCAAUGGUGUUCAUGAUUCGAGAGCUCCAAAGCUUUACUCUACAUAUGAGAGAGAUUUUAUUCUACGAAGACUUGCAAGGGAUACUGCAACGAGUGAGAGAAGAGAUGCACGCAUCGUUCGUUUGGUUGUUCCAACAAGUCUUCUCAGCGACGCCUACGUUGAUGGUUUACGUCAUGAUCCUCCUCGCGAAUUUCACGGUUUACUCGAUCGUUAGCAACAACCCCGCUUUAGCCGCCGCUCCUCAUCCUCCGACGACCACCGUAACAACCGCCAUUGAAACAAACGAGAAGUUCGAUUCCUCGAUGGUGAAAACGUUCUUUGUAUCGUCUCCCAACGGGAAUACAGCUUCCGUCGGCGGUAACAAUAACGGCGGCGGAGGAAACAUCCGGCCGGUGUUAAGCGGAACAGACGGUGAUGGAUUCGAUGGAUCAGAACAGUUCAGAACAAUCAUACCGGAAGGAGCUUCACAGUUGUCAUCAUCAUCGACAUUCGGGUUAACGACUAAUACAGAGUCGGAGACAUCAGUAUCGGGACAAGAUGAACUUAGGCUAUGGAACUCGAUAGUGGAUGAAGCAGAGAAAAUGCAGUAUUCGAAGAUAGACAAUGCGUUGGAUCACGAGACGAGGAUGCGGUUUGUUUCUCCUUUGGAUGCUCGAGUAGAAGCAGAGGAACACAUGGAUUACUUCAAAACAGAGCUUUUGUACCAAACAGGAUUGUCUCAGGAGCCUAAUAAUCCUCUCCUACUCGCUAACUAUGCUCAGUUCCUCUACAUCGUCUCUAAUGACUAUGACAGAGCGGAAGCGUACUUCAAGAGAGCGGUAGGAGUGGAACCGAAAGACGCGGAGGCGCUAAGCAAAUACGCGACGUUCUUAUGGAGAGCACGGGACGAUCUUUGGGCGGCUGAGGAGACUUUCUUGGAAGCAAUCGAUGCCGAUCCGACCAACUCUUUCUACGCCGCUAAUUACGCUAAUUUCUUGUGGAACACCGGCGGUGACGAGACGUGUUUCCCUCUCGACGAGUCUCAGGAAGACAACACCAUCUAGAUAAGACUGUCCAACAUCAAAAGUCUCUCUAAAUAAACAUUCUAUACGACUAAUGAAUAUAUACAUAUAAAUAUGUGCAUACCUUGUAUGUAUUUAUGCAUGUUUGUUAUGGCCUAUAUAUGUCACUAAAGAACUGUGGGUAAAAAGUGUUAAUCCUUAUGGUUACGAUCAGUUUAGUGAAAGGAAGAGAGUAUCUUCGGGUUCUGGUUUGGUAUGGUAGUUGUUGUGCAUGUGACUGAGUUAGAUAGAGCACGUGAGAUUGGAGCAGAUCCCACCGCCUGUAGUUAUGGGUCUUCAGUUUCACCUAUGUGUGGUAGAAAGUGUCCUCUAUUGUUUUUUUUGGGUAUAUUCUGUUUUUUUUGUCGACUUUUGGUAUAUUCAACACAUUUGUUCUA
Molecule: messenger RNA, 2440 nt
Organism: Eutrema salsugineum
Lineage: Eukaryota; Viridiplantae; Streptophyta; Magnoliopsida; Brassicales; Brassicaceae
Exons: 3
Coding region: 378-2045 (555 amino acids)
Molecular function (GO): protein binding
Source: RefSeq, a predicted model, not a curated record